Penicillium antarcticum is the source of this 1239-nucleotide messenger RNA. Its product is annotated as cytochrome and DOMON domain-containing protein. The record is from RefSeq and is a predicted model, not a curated record. The transcript is spliced from 5 exons. Bases 1 to 1239 code for a protein of 412 amino acids. NCBI's taxonomy places the organism in Eukaryota, Fungi, Ascomycota, Eurotiomycetes, Eurotiales, Aspergillaceae.
AUGUUACUACCCACGGGUGGAGUCGCACUUUGGCUGUUAGGCCUCUUCUUUCCAUUUUUCGCUGUAGGAUCUGCGCAUUCCAGCUCAAAUGCGGCAAGCAUUUUCAAUCUGCCUCUUCAGCAGAAUUCCAACUUCACAUUCGCUCUGAAUAUCCCCGAUGACUCCACAGACCUUUACUUCCACCUAUCUGGCCCGACCGCCUACUCAUGGGUUGCGGUUGGAACGGGGAGCGAGAUGAAAAACUCACUGAUGAUUGUACUCUAUUCCAAUGCGCAUGGGAACAAUGUGACCGUCAGUCCCCGUUUGGCUUCUGGGGAACAGGAGCCAGUGUACUCAUCUUCGCUCGCGGUCGACCUUCUCAAUGGAACGGGUAUCUAUAACAAUACAAUGACCGUGAAUGCCCGAUGCUCGAACUGCACCAGCUGGGCGACGGGAUCAUUGGAUCUACAGUCCACUACUCAACCCUGGAUUUUUGGGCUGGGUCCAACCGGCGGUACCGCUACGAUGCUACGGAGUAACUCCAAGACAGCCAGUAUCGAGAGGCAUUCGGAAUAUGGCGUCUUUACAAUGGACAUGGUCCACGCAACCGGCGGUUCAGGCGGACUACCGCUCUCUUAUACCACCUCAGCAGGCUCUGCGAUAAGCGGCUCGGUUACAAAUGACAGCAAUUGGCCUAGCAUCAUUCAUGCUAUAUGUCUUUGCGGUGCAAUUUUCCUUCUUAUGCCGACCGGUGUCAUCUUCCUACGCAUCUCCCCAAAGUCUGUGAGGUGGCACUGGAUAAACCAGAGCCUCUCUUCUGCUAUUGCCAUCAUCGGCACCAUAAUUGGGUUCUACCUCAGCACUAUGUUCACCAAAUCCCAAACCUACGGCUCGGCACACCAGAUCCUAGGUAUUCUGAUUCUCCUCACCAUCCUUGCUCAGUGGAGCAUGGGAUUUUGGCAUCAUCUAGUCUACAAGAGGAGUCAGUUGCCGACCAAGCUUGGUCCCAUUCAUCGCUAUCUUGGCUAUUUUAUUGUCUUUUUUGCCAUUAUCAACGGUGGCAUUGGGCUCACUUGGUCACACGCGUCUAAGUCUGUUGUCAUUGGAUACUCUAUUGCCGUGGCUGUCAUCGGGUCGGGUCUUGUCUUUCUCUUCGCUCUGGCAAGAUGGAACUCCAAUAGCGGGCAAAAAGGCUCCAUCAGUAGCCCUUAUGAGCUAGGAGAAUUCCAGAGUAGCAGAGAGUCUGACAGUUUCGUUUGA